Vitrella brassicaformis is the source of this 2975-nucleotide messenger RNA. Lineage: Eukaryota; Vitrellaceae. The record is from the annotation of a GenBank genome assembly.
ACAGAAUCCUUUCAACUGCAAGAAACAUUCAUGCAUCACCAUGAGCAUUGCUGUCCGUACACGACGCGCAUAAACCAAUCCAUCAAAGCUACUGUGACUGCACCGAUCCAUCCUACUGGAUGCAUCGAUCUCCCUUACCCCCAAUCGCCCCCUCUCAGCUCAUCCGAGCCACCAGCACCAUCAGCACCAUCAGCAGCAGCAUCAGCCGUGGUCGUGCUCGCAGGCCCACUCCCUGUGCUGACGCCAUUGGUGCUGGCAUUGGCAUAUCCGCUGCUCUUGUGUUUGGGCAUGAAUGUGAAGUCCUUCGGCACCGGCCCCAGCAGCAUCUCGCUGAUCUCGAUCCAGUCCUUGACAUUGGUGGACGCCAUCUUGGUCUCGAGGUCGUUGCGGCCCACGAAGGGGUCGGGGCGCAGGUUGAUGUGGCACGGCACACGCUCGAGUAGACCGACGGGGAUGUAACGAGACAGGAAUGACAGCCACUCCAACAUAAACCUGACGUAUCCACACAACACAACACGACAGAAGAACAGGUGCACACUCGCCUGCCUGAGCAGUGAGUUUGGUCGUCGCGUCACCUGCUUACCGUCGUGUGGUAGCGACGCCUUUGGGAUCUGAGCCCCAGUUCUCCAUGCCGAACUUGGCGUAGUCUCGCAGGAUGUCCAGACGCUCUGACGCAGAAAUGUCCCAGUGCCGCUUCUCACGGAUCUCUGAAUGCAUCAACACAAGGGCGACGCGAGUCACAGACAGGUCAGUGCUGCUAUCCCUCCGUGUGUGCGGUAUCUGACCUACCUGUGAAUAUCCAUGGCUUGAUGAGGGCCCCUCUUGCCACCAUGAGAGAGUCGGCGCCCGAGUGCAGCAAAUGGUCCUCGGCCUCCUCCCAAUUCAUGAUGUCACCACAGCCGAUGAGGGGCACCUUCUUGAGGGUCUGCUUGCACACUUGCAUGUAAUCCCAAUCGGCCUUCUUGGUGUAUCUGAGCCACACACACACAGAAGCCACCCAUGACUCAAUUGCGUGUUGUGUGUGGCUCUCCAGCCACGUGCGUACCUCUGCUUGGCCGUCCGCGCGUGCAGACAGAUGGCCGACACGCCCCACUCCUCCAGCCUGACGGAUGGAUGGAUGCCACAAGGACACACCACAGAGAUGGAGACGCAUUGUUGCCUGCCCUGCAGGGACCGAUCGUGUGUUUGUGUGUACACGCCUACUUCGGCAUGAGGUUGUGUGCGGUGUAUGAGGGCUCGUUGUGGGCGUUGCGCAUCUUGAUCGUCAACGGACACGCAAGAAUCGACGACAUACCUGCAGAAUCCAACACACCGUAACAUCCACAUGUGUGCGGGUCUUGCAUCCACAUCAAUAUUCUGGUCGGUCAUACAUGUGUGUGUCGGCUGACUGACCUCUGACGAUGCCCUCCAACCUUUGUGGUUUGGUGCUGAGUACCGUCCCCGCGCCCCACCGGUGCACCUGGUCCAGGGGGCACCCCAUGUUGAUGUCCACAAAGUCGCACGACACAUGCUCGUCAAGCAUCUCGGCACACCUGACCACAUGCAGACAUUACAACGAUACGAUGAUGUGUGUAUCUGGCUGGUGCAGGAGUGCCGGCAUGUCUGUACCUGGUCAUGACGUCGGGCCAUCCGCUGGCCACCUGCACGCCAAAGCACUUCUCUUCCUCGUGACGCCUGAUCAUGACACAACGCACACACAUGAAGCAGCGGCUGGCUGGGUGCAGGGCGUGGUGUGCGUGUUGCCUUACUUGAGCAGCGCCCACUCUGACGGCUUCCCCUGCAGCAGCGAAUCAGCCAACGCCAUCUCACCCACCUGACACACACACACACACACACACACAUCAGCACACACAGACACAGAAUCCAUGCAGGCCUCACUCACGGACGGAAAUUUCAUCCCACCCACCGUCACGUCAGCCCCCAAUCUCCUGCACAGCCGCCUGAACGGCAGGUUGCCGACGGUCGUCAGCGGAGCCAACACCAGUUUCCCUCUCAGAUCCAGCGACCUGCCCUCGCGCCUUCUGUCCUCCCAUGUGGACACAAUGGCCGCCCCGAUAGACGGGUCGGGCGGCAGGGGAGCGCUUGGUGGGUCGGGGAGGGGGCUGCUGGUCUGCUUGGCCUCUUGCAGGGAUGUCCUGUAGGCCUCCCAUGUCUGCACAAAGGCCUGUGAGCGGGGGUAGGAGUGCCGCUGCUUCCGAAGCCGGUGCUUGAUGUCAUCGGUCAGCUGGUUGGUCACACCGCAGCUCUUGAGGUGGCCAUCCAUCAUGGCUGGCGUCACCAUCUCACCAUCCUUCGUCAAAUUGCGGCCUGCAAACACGCGUAUAUGAAGGCGAUUGUGUGCUCGACUGUCCCUGUGCUUCUGUCACCUUGUGCGUCGAUAUGUUUGCCGCCGAAUCGACAGUUGGCACCCGCCAUGCACAUGCCGAACUUGUCAAACACAGGACAGUCACCGCCCAGAUCAGGUGGACGGACCUGCAGACAGACAACAUACAACACAUCCAUGAUCAAUCGGCAUCGAUUGGUUCUGCGUAUGCACGUGUGUGCGUACCUCCAUGAAUGCAGCCAGGUCGUGCUUGAACCGGCACUUAUCGCCGAACGCACACUCUCCCAUCCCCGCCACUCUGCCGCACAUCUGCUCCUCUCGGUUCUCCUGGUGUAACCGGCGGUUCUCCCGCCUCUCCUUGUUCUUGUUCUGCCCUCGCACUCGCUUGCGGCUGCCCUUGUCCUCUGCACUCCGCUUCUGAGGCAACGUCGUUUGCUUGCCGUCAGCUGCUUGCUCGGUGCAUGCGGCUGGAUCAUCACGGCGGGAUGCAUCUGCAUCAGCAGUGGAGGGGCGCGGUGGGCGUGGGAUGAUGAAUUCGGCCUUGAUUGGAGCGUUGCCUCUGGCAAUGAUGGCGUCGAUGCGUUGUUGUCGCUCUUCCUCGGUCUCUGACGAUGCCAUCUUCUUCUCAGUGAAGCACAAGGACGCCCCGAAG